This is a messenger RNA of Ipomoea nil (Japanese morning glory), 871 nucleotides long. RefSeq lists its product as uncharacterized. The transcript is spliced from 2 exons. The record is from RefSeq and is a predicted model, not a curated record. Bases 118 to 612 code for a protein of 164 amino acids. Lineage: Eukaryota; Viridiplantae; Streptophyta; Magnoliopsida; Solanales; Convolvulaceae.
UCCCACCUCCUUUCUCUCUCUAGCUUUAUCUCUCUCUCGCUUUAUCUCUCUCUCUCUCUCUCUCUAUAGACACACAAAUAUAUAGUUGUUAUAUACGGCUCCUUUCUCUCUCUAAAAAUGGCUGAGAAGCGGCAAAGAGAGGAAAGCCGAGAAGAAACGGAAGGAGAAAUGUCGAAGCGCUGCAAGCCGUACGAUCACAUCCUCUCCAUUCUGGAAGAUGAAGAAGAAGAGGAGCCAAACACGGCCCAACAAGUCGAAGCCGAGUUGGGGAUUUUCACAACUCUUCAACAGGAGAUCUCUUCUUCUUCUUCUUCUUCGUCGGAAUUUUCGUCGGAAUUUGGGGCGGUGCUCGGAGACCCGGCCGGCGAAGUGAGCCCGGAUCCUAGCUCCGCGGAAGAUGACGACAGAAUCGACGUCAUCAGGCACCUUCUGGAAGCGUCUGACGACGAGCUCGGGAUCCCGAAUCUCGGGACGGACGGCGGCGAUAACGCGGACGAGAAUGGGACGGACGGCCAGGAUUUUCCGUUCUCUUUGUGUGAUGAUGGGUUGUGGGAGUUUGAAGAUCAAUCUGCUAACUACUAUUCAUUGCUGCAGUCUGAGCUUUUCAUGUAGUUUUAGCUUGUUAGGUUAACUUUAGGGUUAGGGGUGGAAGUAGAAACUUUGAAAAGAUUUGGGGUGUAAAAUAGGAGAAGAAGAAAGAUUGAGGCGGUACAAAGGAAAAUUGGAAGAGGUUUUUUGUGUUUUUUCUAAUUUGGUCCCUCAUCUUUUCUAUAUGUUUGAAAGGCCUCCUGUAGUGUUGCCUUGUGGGGUUUUAAGCUACUCUGAACUAGAAAAUGAUAUGAGCUACCAUGUUAAUUUUUUUUUUUUUUUU